Indicator indicator is the source of this 736-nucleotide messenger RNA. RefSeq names its product lysosomal protein transmembrane 4 beta (gene LAPTM4B). The coding region runs from base 59 to 736 and encodes 225 amino acids. The transcript is spliced from 7 exons. Gene Ontology annotation, cellular component: lysosomal membrane. NCBI's taxonomy places the organism in Eukaryota, Metazoa, Chordata, Aves, Piciformes, Indicatoridae. The record is from RefSeq and is a predicted model, not a curated record.
CCGCGGAGCGCCGCGGCCAGAAGUCCGAAGCGGCGCGGAGCGCGGAGAAGCUGCGGAGAUGCUGAGCUCUCCCUGGGCGCGAUUCUACUCCAACAGUUGCUGCCUCUGCUGCCAUGUCCGCACUGGCACCAUCAUCCUCGGCGUUUGGUACCUGAUUAUCAAUUCAGUGGUUCUGAUGAUUCUGCUGAGCGCCCUGACUGACCCUGACCAGUACCACCUAACCAGUGCUGAAUUAGGGGGGGAAUUCGAGUUUAUGGAUGAUGCCAAUAUGUGCAUUGCCACAGCCAUUUCUCUGCUCAUGAUUCUCAUCUGUGCCAUGGCCACGUAUGGAGCAUACAAGCAACAUGCAGCUUGGAUCAUCCCUUUCUUCUGCUACCAGAUCUUUGACUUUGCUCUCAACACGCUGGUUGCCAUCAGUGUGCUCGUCUAUCCCAGCAGCAUCCAGGACUACCUCCGCCAGCUGCCCAGCAAUUUUCCCUACAAGGAAGAGAUUAUGUCUGUCAACCCUACCUGUCUGGUUGUGAUUAUCCUCCUCUUCAUAAGCAUCAUUUUGGCUUUCAAGGGUUACUUGAUCAGCUGCGUGUGGAACUGUUACCGCUACAUCAGCAGCAGGAACAACUCGGACGUGCUGGUCUACAUCACCACCAACGACACCGCGGUCCUGUUGCCACCGUAUGAUGAUCCUGUGAAUGGAGCUGCUGCUAAAGAUCCACCACCCCCUUAUGUGUCAGCAUAA